GCCGAAAACGGUACAAUUUGAUUGGCGGAUCAAAAAUAUAUGAAAUAGCAACAGUGGCAACAGUGGUUCUCGCAUUUGCAGCUAAUUUGUAUAUACAGUGUACAUAGAGAUGAGCACACAACAAACUCGUUCGGGGGGCGGAGGCGGCGGCGGUCGCACUCAGAAAAAGUCAAAUUCCGCAAAUAUUGGUAGUGGUGGCGGCGGUGGCGGUGGCGGGGGCAACAUCAACAGCGAUGCUGGAGCCAUCACACAUGCCGCAACGCUGAACAGCAAGAAGUCAAGCGAUGCGAACAAGACAGAGAAACUGGAGAAGGCACAACCGAAGGCCACCACGGAACAGUUGCGCAUUGCCCAGAUAACCAAUAGCAGCACUACAGAGGAUCCCCAGAUCAAUGAAAAGGUCACACUCUUGCUAACAAUGACCCAACGUUCCGAGGAGGAAGUCUGUUGCGCCUUGAACGAGUGUGAUUACGACUUGCAGGCGGCAGCCAAUUUCUUGAUUGAGAUUCUACCACAGGGCGCCUUUGCCAAGUACGAAAAGAAGCGCAAGAAUAAGGCUGCAAAUGCUGUGGCAGAUGGCGCUGGUGGCGAUGGGGACUGGGCAGAUGGCAACGCCAAUGCAGACAGGCGGGAAAAGUCGCGCAAUCGCAGCGCCAACCGCGGUGGACGCGGCGGCACCGACAGUCGCGGCUGGCGCGGAAGAGAGACACGUGAGAAUGAUCGCAAUAUGCGGGAAUCUCGUGGUGGCGAUCGUGGUGAAGAUCGUGCCAAUGACAACUAUCGUGGUCAGCGUAAUGGCGGACGCGGUGGUCCUGGUGGUGCAGCUGGUGGUGGCGGCGGCGGCGGUGGACCACGCGAUGGUGGGCGUGGCGGCGGUUUUAUGUCGCGCCCGGGUCGCGGUGGUGGACGCAUGGGCGGUCGCAGUGGUGGACCACGUGGUGAACGUGGCUUUGGUGCACGCAACAAUGCCAACAACGAGGAUCACCAUGAGGUUGAGCUCUGGGACAAUACCAUAGCGCAGAACGCCGAGAAGCAGCAGCAUCAGCAGGCGCACGAUGAUGCAUGGGGCGACUGGAACAAUGAGGAGUACGAGGGCUCGCUUAAGGACAGCAAAGUCUUUACCACGAGCAAUCUGAAUUCUCAGGCAGCCGCCAAUGUUGUCGGUGGUGCGACGGUGCCGGCGAGUGAGCUGUCAGCGCCUCCAGGUCUGGAGCAUCAUCAUGUGGCGCAGGCAACUCAUUUGGAGGACAACACGGCGCCAGCAACGUCAUCAGCAGCGACAACGCCAAUGAUGCAGUACAGUGCUGCGGUCAGUAAUCCGCCGCCACAGCUGCAGAGUGUGGUGAGCACGCCCAGCAGCACUGUGGGAGGCGGAGGCGUGGCAGGUGGAGCCUCAACUUAUGCCACCGACACAUUCUCAAGUGCAGCCUCAGCAGCUGCCACAUUGGUGCAACAGGCACAACAGUUGCAGCAGCAGCAGCAACAACAACAGCAGACGCCACUGAAGCCAUCGGCAACACUUUCAGCGGAACAAUCUCAGUAUUUCAACUCGCUGACGUCACAGGGCGCAAGUCCAACGGCCGCAGCGGCAGCAGUAGCAGCUGCAACACCUUCUCUGGCCGCCGUCUAUGGCAGUCAGAGCAGCGGAGCAUCCUCCCAAUAUCCCAGCACAUAUGCGAAUGUAUUUGCCUCGGCGCCGGGAUCCAGUGUGGGCACGCCCACCAGCAGCGAGCAGUCACAGCAGGCGCCGAUGAGACGAGCACGUGUUAAACUGCCACCGCCAUCGAAGAUACCUGCCACAGCUGUGGAGAUGCCAGGUGAUAAUGCCUUGAAUAACAUUGGCUAUUUGGAUGUGCAAUUUGGUGCCAUGGACUUUGGCACUGAUGACAGUUUCGAUGCGCUGCCAGAGAAGUUCAAUGCGGGCGUCAGCAUCGAUGGACAGCAGCAGCAGCAGCAACAACAGGAUGACUAUCAGACCAAGUCGCAGCAGCAGCAGGCGGCGUUAACAGCAGGACUGCAGAAUGCGCAAAUUUUACAGGGUGAUGCUUUAAGUGCUGCAAGCUAUGCGGCACGCUCGACGGCGCAACAACAAGGCAGCAAUGCCCUGGAUCAGUUGACCAAGAGUGAUCCUUAUGGCCAGGCAACCAGUGGUAACAAUGGUGGGACACCUUAUCAAAAUGCUUAUCAAGCGAGCGCCGCCAACAAGGCGAACAGUGCCUACCAAACGUCAGCGUCCGUGCAGGGCUACAACAGUUCCAGCUAUGCAAAUGUGCAGUCAUCGGUGGCCAACAGCUAUCAACCGUCUAGUUAUGCCAGCUAUCAGCCUGUCAAUGCUGUCAACUCCUAUCAACAGCAGCAGGUGGCAGCUGUUGCACAACAGAAUGCGACGGGAGGCAGCGUUGCCGGCGGCGGCAGUGUUGCAACACAAAACAUUCCCAUUAGCGGCAGUGGCGGACAAAACAGCUCCAGCGCAAAUGCGAGCUCCGCCUAUCUCACAUCGGGAUAUUCGACACCACAAAGUGCUUACCAGUCCAGCCAGAGUGUCUAUGGCAGCACUGGUCUCUCCAACAGCAGCGGGUUUGCUGGCAGCGCAAGCAACUCGUCCUCGCAAUAUGGUAACUUUAGUGCUAGCGCCAAGCUAAAGGAUGCAGCUAACGCUGGAGCUGCAACGCACUACGACAGUGUCUCCACUAGCAGUGGCGUGAGCAGCAGCAGCGCCAGCACUGGCAACGGUGCACCAGGCACAGUUUCAGGUGCAGCAGGUGCCAAUCAGGCGGUCGUAUCCAACACCAAUAACAAUGUAAGCGGCAGCAGCUCGGCCAGCAGCGUAGCAGCUAACAACAGCAGUAAUGUGGUGUCAGUUAGCCAGGUUGGAAACCAAGGCGGCAGCUCUUUAACGGGCGUAAGUAGCGUCGGUGGCGUCAGUGCAUCAGGCGUCGGUGUUGGCGUCGGCGUCGGCGGUGGUAACAAUGCCAGCUCUGCGUCAGCCGUUGCACAAACAACAGUGCUUGCCUCGCUGACCAACAAGAACAGCAGCAGCAGCAACAGCAGCGGUAGCGGCGGCAACGGCAAUGGCGCUACAGCGGGCAGCGUCGGCGUUGGCAGCGGCGGCGGCGUUGGCAGCAGCUCAACUGGUGCUGGUGGUGCUGGUAGUGGUGGUGGCAGCGGCGGCGGCGGUGGCAGCAGCGGCUUGGUGCCCACCAACAUCCAAAUGGUUAGUCAAUAUAUUCAGACUGGAUUGCCAUACUAUCAGCAACCAGUGUAUUCCUACGAGGAAUUACAAAUGAUGCAACAGAGAGUGCCACAUGUGCAAGGAUAUUAUGAUCUGAAUUAUACACCAACCAGCCUGGGAGCUGGACGAGAUAAUCUGGGUUCGGUGGCAUACUCAACCAUGACUGAUGGACGUUUUGCGCGCACCGACAAUAAUUCCAGUCCUGUUAGUAAUGUGUCGAGCACAAUGUCGCAACAAGCUGGCUCCAGUGCGCCCAUGCUGAAUGUUCCUUAUGCUUAUUUCUAUGGUGGCAAUGUUAUGCCAGGCGGUUUCCAAUAUGGCACACCAGCCAUCUACCAACAACAAAUACCGCCGGCAAAUACUGCAUCCGGUGGUCAGUUCCCGAAGCCUUCAUAUAGCGCUGGUUAUGGUUCGGCCAGCUACGAUACGCUCUCUCAAACAACUCAGGAUUAUAGCAAGGGCGGCUACUCGUCCAGCGUGAAUCAACAGAGCAAAACACAAACGGUUUCCAACCAACCACAAGCAGGCACUGGCUCCGAUCUGACCUCAUCCAUGUAUGGCAAGGGUCAUGUGGCGCUAAACAAGGUCAAUUCAUAUGAGAAGCAGAGUUUCCAUUCGGGCACACCGCCACCAUUCAACAUGGCCAAUACACAGACACCUGGUGGCACAUCGGCCCAACAGUAUGGCAUGUAUUUGCCAAUGCCAGCGGCCGGACAUCACAAUAUGAUACAUCAGCCCAUACAUCAGAUGGACGGCAGGAUUCAUAGCUCAUCCCGCCGGGACUCGAACAGUGCUGGACAACGUCAACAGUCGAGCAGCCAGUCAAAGUCGGCCGGCAAACAGAGUUAUCCAGCCUCGUACUGGACCGGACAGAACUAGCAGCUUCCGGAGAAGACCAUUUGGCGGCCAUUGCAGAUCACUUUGCAGCCACAAAGCGAUUUUUAUAGCCUUCGCACCGCCACAACAGUAGCAACAACAACAACAGCAGUAGGAACAGCAACCACAACAACAGCAUCAUUAACAACAACACCCAUUCACAUUUAUAAUUAUAAUAAUAAUAAUAAAAACAUCAUUCAGCAGAGAAUGUUGCCUAUAACAAAUACAAUAAUAACAACAACCACAACAACAACACCAACUGCAACAAAUCAGUUAUUAAUGCUUGUCAAGGAGAAAGCCGUUUCACAACAACAACAAAAUCCACAACAACAACAACAGCCGCUUAAUAAAUCCGAUGAAUAUGCAACAAAAAGCGAAACGUUGAGCGAGGAGCAUCAUUCAUCGGAAAAUGAUGAUGAUUAUCUAAUAUAUGAAGAUGAAAGAUCAUAUUUUACUUAAUAAGAAAAUGUUUUUACUAUGAACGCACCGUAAGGCGCUAUCGCCUAAAACUCCUCCUCGUCCUUCUCCUCGUCAACCGCCUCCUUCAAAUACACAUACGACUUUAUAAAGUAUAUAUACACACACACAAACACAACAUACCACAUAUACACGCAACAACAACCAAAAUACACACACAUCCAAACAUACAUAUAUAUACAGCCCAACAUCUGCAUAUACAUACAUACAUAAUAAACUAUACCAAGUACCAUUUUUCACAUUGCAUACAAAUAAUUUACAAAGAUAAAAGAUAACAAUUAUUAAAUAUUAAAGGCGUAAAACGAUUUAACAGAUUUAUAAGCGUAAGAUGAAACAAAUACAAAUACAAAAACAAAAACAAACAAACAAACAACAAACGUAACGUGAACGAGAAAACACACAACAAACAAAAAUUAAUUAUUGUAAUCGGUUUAAACUUAUGUGUAUUGUAUAAUUAUAACCUUAAUAUUUAAAUUAAAUACAAGAAAAGAAGAUAAAAGAUACGAUUAAAUCCAAACAAAUGCAAAA
Messenger RNA from Drosophila innubila, 5113 nucleotides. It is a transcript of the gene lig, whose product is annotated as protein lingerer. Lineage: Eukaryota; Metazoa; Arthropoda; Insecta; Diptera; Drosophilidae. Gene Ontology annotation, cellular component: cytoplasm; nucleus. The record is from RefSeq and is a predicted model, not a curated record. The coding region runs from base 110 to 4111 and encodes 1333 amino acids. Gene Ontology annotation, molecular function: protein binding. The transcript is spliced from 15 exons.